This is a messenger RNA of Candidozyma haemuli, 330 nucleotides long. RefSeq lists its product as uncharacterized. The record is from RefSeq and is a predicted model, not a curated record. NCBI's taxonomy places the organism in Eukaryota, Fungi, Ascomycota, Pichiomycetes, Serinales, Metschnikowiaceae. Bases 1 to 330 code for a protein of 109 amino acids. The transcript has a single exon.
AUGUUGUCCAGAUCAGUCGGUCUUCGUGCCGCCUCUCGCAUGUCCAAGAGAUUCCAGUCGCAUGCCAGCCAUGCCACUGAGACUGUCAAGUCUGCUCCUUUCAACAACAAGUACAACUUCAACAUCAACCCUCCUCCAAUCCACCUGUACUGGAACGCUAAGAACUCUUUCAUUCUUUUCGCUUUCGCUCCUAUCUUUGUUGCUUUCGGUUACUUGGGUAAGUACACUGGAUCUAACAUGCCAGGCCUUGAAGGUAUUUUGGAGUUUGCUGACUCUGAAAAGUCUCCAAUGAAGGAGCUUAAAUUCGGAGAGCCUCAAUUGAGAAAGUAG